UAUAUAUUAAAGUAGUGAAAAAGCACAAUUUAAUCGUAGGGCAUUUCAGAAUCCAUUUAUACUUCCAAAAACAUGAUUCCCAAUAUAUUUAAAAUGCUUCCCCAUAUUUACUUUGAAAAAUGUAAUCUCAAAAUGUAAACAACAGGACCACCAUGUGUCAAACUUAUUGCAUGGCGUCAAAUUACAAUCGACAGUUGGCUGUCGUUAAUGUCUCCAGCUAACUAUGAAUGUAGGAACUAUUGUGUAGAACUGCCAACACUUGCGCGCAAACUUCUCACUCCAUUUUUGUUAUUGAAAACGGUCGUCUUCAGAAACGCGUGGAUUUUUUAAAAUCUAAGAUUUCCUGGUCUAUUAUAUUUGUUUAAAAAUGGCGGAAAGCAAACGUUCGGCGAUUUGGGAGUUCUUCAUCGAAAUUGAUGGUGGUCGAAGAGCCAAGUGCGCAGAAUGCAGUGCAACUCUAUCGCGCGGUGGUACCGGAAAAGCAGCUACAAAUUCUGGAAUGAUAAAUCAUUUGAAGCAACAUUCCGAAGCACAUCGAAUUUACCGAGAAUCAGAAGCUACGCGAAAAGCUACCAAACCUGCGGCGCAGCCUACCAUCCAAGAGAGCUUUUCUGGCAGCUUCAGAUGGGAGGAAAAUUCUGUAAAGGCUAAAGAAAUUACAAAAACAAUCGCAGAAAUGCUUGUACUGGAUCUCCAACCAAUUUCAAUGGUUCAAGAUGAAGGAUUUCUACGCUUGAUGGCGAAGCUGCAGCCGAAGUAUAAAGUUCCUAGUAGGAAGCAUUUUACAUCAGUGGUACUUCCUGAAAUGUUCGAGAAGUGCAAAAAGUCAAUAAAGGAUGCGUUGCCUCAAAAUGGUGGGUACAUGUCUUUCACGACAGACAUUUGGUCGUCUCCGAACAAUAAAGCAGUGAUAAGUUUGACUGCACAUUGGUACGAAGAAAAAUGCAGCAAUAUGCAACACGCCAUAUUAAACACUAGUGAGUUCCCUGGCUCCCACACCGGAGAGAGAAUUGGCCUAAAAAUGCACGAAAUGUUAAGUGCCUGGAACAUAUCCACAUCUCAGGUUCACCUGAUCUUGCGGGAUAAUGCGGCAAACAUGCUGAAAGGGCUAAAUGAUGCCGAACUGCCGAACGUUGGAUGUUUUAUUCAUACGCUUCAACUAGUUGUUCUUGAGGGAUUGGAAUGUCAAAAAACUGUUAAAGACGCUAUAGCAAAAUCACGCAAUAUUGUGACACACUUCAACCAUUCUCCACUAGCUUGCAACAAACUGUCCGAAAUCCAGGACAAAUACGAUUUACCCAAAAGAAAACUCCUGCAGGACGUUCGCACACGAUGGAAUUCUUCGUUCUAUAUGUUAGAACGCAUGCUUGACCAAAGAUCAACCGUAACAUACUACGCAGGAGAAGUUCCAACGGUAAAGAAUUUGACGGAAUAUGAAUGGAAUAUUACAAGCCGUCUUCUUGAGCUUUUGAGUCCAUUUGAGGAAAUAACCAGAAUCGUAAGCUCCGAUGAAUCGAACAUAUCUGAGGUAAUUCCGUAUGUGGCAGCCCUCAGACUGUUUUUAGAAAAGAAUAGUAGUAAUCAUAAAGGAGUCGAACCUACAAAAGAAACCCUGUUAAGAAGCUUGAACGCCCGGUUUAAUUAUAUUUUGGAGGAAAAUGUUUUUACCUUUGCCACUGUUCUGGAUCCCAGAUUUAAACUGAACUUCAUUUCCGAAAACAAUCACCGUAUCCUAAUUGAUCGAAUCGUUACUGAGAUCCUUGAUCAAAUCGAAGUAACGAAGCCAGAUGAAACAAGGCCUGAACUGGAGAAACCUGCAGAGACUUCAUCCGGUUUCUGGAAGUGCUUUGAGGAAGUUGGAGCAAAUCAACAACAAACAAUCGACCCGUCCAUCUGCACAAUUAGAAACGAGCUGGAACAGUAUCUUUCGGGAAAAAAUAUUGAUAGAAAGCAAAGCCCGUAUGCUUGGUGGACUACAAACAAACACAAAUACCCACAUGUACUGAAAAUCGCUACGCGUUACCUUUCAGCUCCUGCAAGUACUGUUGUAAGUGAAAGGUUGUUUUCCACCGAAGGACUCAUAUAUGAGCAGCAUCGUAAUCGGCUACUGCCAGAGAAUGGCGAAAUGCUUACAUGCAUGAAGCGCAAUUUUUGA
Messenger RNA from Topomyia yanbarensis, 2155 nucleotides. RefSeq names its product zinc finger BED domain-containing protein 4-like. The transcript has 2 exons. Gene Ontology annotation, molecular function: protein dimerization activity; DNA binding. The coding region runs from base 368 to 2155 and encodes 595 amino acids. Lineage: Eukaryota; Metazoa; Arthropoda; Insecta; Diptera; Culicidae. The record is from RefSeq and is a predicted model, not a curated record.